This is a messenger RNA of Loxodonta africana (African savanna elephant), 3741 nucleotides long. RefSeq names its product olfactory receptor 5M8-like. The transcript has a single exon. Gene Ontology annotation, cellular component: membrane. The record is from RefSeq and is a predicted model, not a curated record. Gene Ontology annotation, molecular function: olfactory receptor activity; G protein-coupled receptor activity; odorant binding. Bases 126 to 959 code for a protein of 277 amino acids. NCBI's taxonomy places the organism in Eukaryota, Metazoa, Chordata, Mammalia, Proboscidea, Elephantidae. Gene Ontology annotation, biological process: G protein-coupled receptor signaling pathway; sensory perception of smell.
CUCAUUUCCCGUCCAAGAAAAUUCUGAGAAGUAACUUCACUUCAGUGAGUGAGUUAAUAUUCCUGGGACUAGCCAGUCACCUGGAAUUAGAGAUUCUCUCCUUUCUGCUCUUUCUGGCCACCUACAUGGUCACAGUGACAGAGAAUCUGGGUGUGAUUAUACUCAUCCCUGUCAAUGCCCGGCUCCACACACACAUGUACUUUUUCCUGAGCCACUUAUCCUUUGUGGAUCUGUGCUUCUCCACCAAUGUGACUCCAAAGAUGCUGGAGAUUUUCCUCUCAGAGAAGAAAACCAUUUCCUAUUCUGCUUGUCUGGUGCAGUGUUACUUUUUUAUUGCCUUGGUCCAUGUGGAGAUCUAUGUCUUGGCUGUGAUGGCCUUUGACCGGUACAUGGCCAUCUGCAACCCUCUACUUUAUGGCAGCAAAAUGUCUAAGAGUGUCUGUACAUCCCUCAUCACGGUGCCUUAUGUGUAUGGAGCUCUCACUGGCCUGAUGGAGACCAUGUGGACCUACAACCUGGCCUUCUGUGGCCCCAAUGAGAUUAACCACUUCUACUGUGCUGACCCUCCACUGAUUAAGCUGGCUUGUUCUGACACUUACAACAAAGAGACAUCAAUGCUUGUUGUGGCUGGGUGUAACCUUUCCUUUUCACUCCUCAUUAUCCUUGUUUCCUAUCUUUAUAUUUUUCCUGCCAUCCUGAGGAUCCGCUCUACAGAGGGCAGACACAAAGCUUUGUCUACCUCUGGCUCCCAUCUGACAGCUGUCACCAUAUUCUAUGCAACUCUUUUUCUCAUGUAUCUCAGACCCCCCUCAGAGGAAUCUGUGGAACAGGGGAAAAUGGUGGCUAUAUUUUAUACCACGGUUAUCCCCAUGUUGAACCCCAUGAUUUAUAGCCUUAGAAAUAAAGAUGUGAAAGAGGCAUUCACCAAACAGCUGUUGAGAAAAAAACUACUUUCUUAACACAUUUCAUUAUUUUUUGUCCCCAAGGGUUUUUCUAGACCCAUUUGUCAAGGUUUAGGACACAACCUGUGGUGAAAUGGGAAACCAGGCAUACCAAGGUAAAAUUCUGCAUUUUUUACUUAUAUUUUAAAACAUAAACAUAUAAAAUAAAAUGUUGAUUACAAAGGUUUACAUGCUUGUUAGAGUCAUUCAUUUUGUUUGUUAGUUUUUUUCAGUUUUUUGACUUUUAGGCAUCUAGUGAAAUGACAUUUCUAGUAUCUUUGGUAGUGUGUAGGGGCAUGUGGCUAUUUAUGGACAAUGAGUUGGGUUAGAGGUCAUAUGUGUCACUUGUAAUUUGAGCAUUUAAUUGUGAGAAACCCCUCUUGUUACCUUUUUUUUUCUUUCUUUCGUGGCUAUCACCGAGACUUAAGAUGGUAUCUGCUAACUGAGUUUGGGAUCUUGAGGGAGGAGACAUAGAACAGAGCCCUCGGUCAACUCACAAUGAAAAUGUAGAAUGGAUGAGAAAUACUCUUUGUUUUUAUAAACUGCAAUGUUUUCUUGACUUUUCUUGUUUCCACAUCAUCAAGUAGCCUGUUUUGACUUAUACAAAUAUUAAUUACACAAAAUCCAAACGUGCAGAAACACAGACAUAGAAAGUGAAUACCCCAAACCUUCAAAGAAAUUUUGGUGUUUUGUUUGUGGUCUUCUACUCUUUUUAUCUGUUUUUAAAUAUAUGUUUAUGUUUAAUUAAAAAAAAUUAUGAAUAUGAUUUAAAAUCAUUAAUAUAAACCAUUUACAUAGUUUGAAAUAUUAAAUGCUAUACAAGGCCCACAAACAAAUAAAUCAUAGGAUCUCAUUUCUCUUCUCCCCACUCCCAAAUUCCUGUGGGUAGCACCUUCUGGUUAUUAUUUUUUUUCUGAUACUUACCUGUAUAUUUUUAAUUAUAUGCUGUAUUUCUGUUUAUUGGUUUUUAAACUGUGGAUAUCAUCAAUUGGUGUUAUUAAAAAGAAGGUAUUGACAUUCUUUUACCAAUUCUUGCAUUCCCACUCCACCUUCACUACUUCUUUCUGCUUAUGUUUACAACAGAGUCACAUUUGAAGUUUUUGUUAAAUCGAUAGUUAAUAUUAAAGUUACUGUGAGUAUAUAAGUCGGAAUCGACUCGACAGCAAUGGGUUUAUGUGUAUAUAAUUAGCAAUCAGGUGAGUUAAGUAAUGCUCUAUGAAUGGAAUUAUUUGAUUUUCACAGAGCUAAUAAAACUAUGGAUUCCUGUAUAGGGCAAAGAGUUAAGUACUUGACUACUAGCCAAAAGAUUGUCACAUUAAAUCUGCCUAGAGGCACCUUGGAAAACAGGCCUGGUAUUCAGCUUCCAGAAGGUCAUAGCCUUGAAAACCCCAUGCAGCCCACUUCUAUUCUGAUACACAUGGCUUCGCUAUACAUUGGAAUCAAGUUCAUGACAACUAACAACAAUACAGCAGUAGAGUUACAUUUUGGAGGGAAGAAGAAUCAGAUACCAAGACACUGGAUCAAACAAUGAAAUCAUUUUAGGUACUGGUAAGUGUUAUGAGGAAGUAAAGUAAGACAAUGUGGAAGAAAAUGUCAGGGUCAGAAGUGUGGGUCAUGCUAAUGUGUUAUUCUGCAUGGAAAGGGAAAGUCUUUUGGAGGAGGUGACAUUGGAUUGAAGCCUAAAUGAUGAGAAGACAAACAUAAGCAGAUCUUUGGGAAGCAUAUCCAGCAGAAAUGAUAACAAGUACAGUGCUUCAGGAAUGAACCUGACUUGUUGGGUUAGCAGAAAAAAUGACAAUGUGCCUGGGGCUUAAUAAAAGGGGGAAAUAACAGGAGGAGUUGCAGUCAGAAAGGUGGUCCCUUUGUUUCUUGCAUGACGCUGCAGAUUUCCAGAGUUGACAUGGCAAAUGGACUGCAACUUUGUGCUUAUGUGUCUGUUUUCAGUUGCUGCCACUUGAUAUGUGGCUGACAUUCCAUCAAGUUAGACAAAAUGAGAGAAUCAGUAAUUUGCUUAACCAAGACUUAUUAUUAUUAUGAUUCCUUUUGCAGCAGAGGGAAUUUUAUGUAACAUUUAAUGGCCUUUCUACUGCCAGCUCCAGGUUACCUCCACAGUCCCCCUUACCAAUCGUUUCUGAUUCAGCUGAGGCAUUGCCCCCUUCAGCAAGAUUUCUCUAAUACAUUUUGGCUGUGUAGUUACCACAUCCAGAUUCACCAUGGGUUUAAAAUUCUAUCAUUGGAUUUAUAACGUAGUAUUGUAAUUAAAUGUGUGUACAUCAGUUUCUUCAAUUUUUCUAGGAGGAGACUGUGCCUUUUUAAUCUUUUUAUCUUUACUACCUUAAAUUAGUGCCUGAUACAGAGAUGAUGCUUAAUGUACUUUCCUUGAAUGAGUAUGAAGUUGUCUAUUUCUUCCUCUUUAUGUAUCUGCAUUAUCUAUGACCAAAUAUAUAUAUAUAUUUUUUUCAUUGUGGUAAUACUGUAUCCCAUUCUAACAUGUAAUCAAGGCAGAACAGUAGAUGUUCACUUUGGAUUAGUAAAAUCAGCUCUUUAUCCCAUUCUGUAUGUCAGAUGAAUGGCCUGCUGCAAUCACAUUGAGGGGAAUCUUUUCUUAGCGGGCUUUUAAGAAUAUAAUUUUACUGGCACAAGACAGGGUUGAUUACACACUGUUGUUGUGUGCCAUCCAGCCGAAUGUGACUCACAGUGGUGCUAUAGUGACCCUGUGUCCUUUAUCAUUGGAUGGACACAGAUAAUAGUGAACACUGAACCAUAAUGAAAGAAUUUCAGGGAAAUAAUUCUGAGCAAU